CCACCACCAUCAUGAACUCCCUCCGCAUCGCCCGUGCAGCUCUUCGAGCUCGCCCGGCCGCCAUCCGAGUUCCUCUUCAGCGAAGAGGCUAUGCUGAGGCCGUCAACGACAAGAUCAAGCUCAGCUUGACUCUUCCUCACCAGUCCCUCUACAAGUCCCAGGAUGUCGUCCAGGUCAACCUGCCAGCCGAGUCUGGAGAGAUGGGUGUCCUCGCCAACCACGUCCCUUCCAUCGAGCAGCUGAAGCCCGGUCUGAUCGAGAUCGUCGAGGAGAGCGGCAGCAGCAAGCAGUUCUUCCUGUCUGGUGGAUUUGCCGUCGUCCAGCCCAACUCCUCUCUGAGCAUCAACGCCGUCGAGGCAUACCCCCUCGAGGACUUCAGCGCUGAGGCCGUCCGUGCCCAGAUCUCGGAGGCGCAGAAGGUCGCCAGCGGUGGUGGAAGCGAGCAGGAUAUUGCUGAGGCGAAGAUCGAGCUGGAGGUUCUGGAGAGCCUGCAGGCUUCUCUGAAAUAGACGUUUGAAAUUCUCUUGCGCCUUUGUAGAAUACCACACCAACGUCAUCAUCAGAUUCUUGUGCGAUGAAUAGACGCAGGACAAAUCCAUUCAUUGCACCUUCCUCAGUUC
Messenger RNA from Cryphonectria parasitica EP155, 620 nucleotides. Its product is annotated as ATP synthase delta chain mitochondrial precursor. The transcript has 5 exons. Gene Ontology annotation, molecular function: proton-transporting ATP synthase activity, rotational mechanism. The coding region runs from base 12 to 509 and encodes 165 amino acids. Gene Ontology annotation, biological process: proton motive force-driven ATP synthesis. The record is from RefSeq and is a predicted model, not a curated record. Lineage: Eukaryota; Fungi; Ascomycota; Sordariomycetes; Diaporthales; Cryphonectriaceae.